Messenger RNA from Aegilops tauschii subsp. strangulata, 453 nucleotides. Lineage: Eukaryota; Viridiplantae; Streptophyta; Magnoliopsida; Poales; Poaceae. The record is from RefSeq and is a predicted model, not a curated record.
AUGGGUCGCGAGUUCAUGGUGCAUGUGCACCGUGAUCCCUGCACCUGGCUCCGGCUCCCCGACGCCUUCGCGGGGGAGAUGGUGAAGCAUGCGCUGCUGGGCCUAUGGCGGCAGCCGAACGGUUGCUGCAACGGGUCCUCCUGGGUGGCAACGGAUUUCUCCUCCCUCCCCCCCGACUUCAUGUUCAUGAGGCGGGGGUGGAAGCCGUUCGCCCGUGCCCGGGGCUUGAUGGAAGGGCACACCCUCCUCUUCAAGUAUGAUGGGGCCGCCACGCUCUUCAUGAAGAUCUUCGGGACCGCCGGCUACCGCAUGGGCUCCUGCAUGGAGAGCGACAGCAGCGGCUCCUCCGGUGGCAGCAGCGGCAGCAGCAGCACCUCCUCUGGGGGGGAGUGGAACGACGACGACUCCGAUGACUCCAACUGGCCCUGCGUCAAGGAGGAGGACUUCGACUAA